GCGCCUUGCGGUUCUUAGCCCCGCCCCUUCCUGUCGGACGGGGGCGGGGCAGCGCCAGCAAGAUGGCGGCGCCGGCGCUGCUGGUGUUUCCCGAGAAACCCAGCCACAAGAAGUACAGGGCCGCGCUCAAGAAGGAGAAACGGAAGAAACGCCGGCAGGAACUCGCUCGACUGAGAGACUCAGAAGCCUCACAGAAGGAGGAGGAAGAGGACACUUUAAAUGAAGAACAACUAGAAGAAGAGAAACAGUUGGAGAGAGAGAGGCAAAAAUUACAUGAGGAGUGGUUGCUGAGGGAACAGAAGGCACAAGAAGAAUUCAGGAUAAAGAAGGAAAGGGAAGAGGCGGCUAGAAAACGACAGGAAGAGCAAGAGAGAAAGUUAAAGGCAGAAUGGGAAGAACAGCAGAGAAAAGAGAAGGAGGAGGAGGAGCAGAAGCUGCAGGAGAAGAGAGAAAGAGAGGAAGCGGUACAGAAGCUGCUGGAUCAGGCUGAAAAUGAGUUGGAAAAUGGUGCCACCUGGCAGAACCCAGAACCACCCAUGGAUUUAAGAGUAAUGGAGAAAGAUCGAGCCAAUUGUCCAUUCUACAGUAAAACGGGAGCUUGCCGAUUUGGAGAUAGGUGUUCACGUAAGCAUAACUUCCCCACAUCGAGUCCCACCCUUCUUAUUAGAAGCAUGUUUACAACAUUUGGAAUGGAGCAGUGCAGGAGGGAUGACUAUGACCCUGAUGCAAGCCUGGAAUACAGUGAAGAAGAGACCUACCAGCAGUUCCUAGACUUCUAUGAUGAUGUGCUGCCCGAGUUCAGGAACGUGGGGAAGGUGAUUCAGUUCAAGGUUAGCUGCAACUUGGAACCUCACCUGAGGGGCAAUGUCUAUGUUCAAUACCAGACGGAAGAAGAAUGCCAAGCAGCCCUUUCUUUGUUUAAUGGACGAUGGUAUGCAGGAAGACAGCUUCAGUGUGAAUUCUGCCCAGUGACCCGGUGGAAAAUGGCGAUCUGUGGUUUAUUUGAAAUACAACAGUGUCCAAGAGGAAAACACUGCAACUUUCUCCAUGUGUUCAGAAACCCCAACAAUGAAUUUUGGGAAGCUAACAGAGACCUCUACCUGUCUCCAGAUCGGACUGGCUCCUCCUUUGGUAAAAACUUAGACAGGAGGGAGAGGGCAGGCCACCAUGAGGAUUACUAUGGCAGGCCCCGGAGGAGGAGAAGCCCUGGUCCAGACCAUUCCUACAAGAGAAACGGGGAGUCCGAGAGGAAGAGGAGAAGCAGUCACAGGAGUAAGAAAUCUCACAAACACACAAGAAGUCGUGACAGGCACAGUUCCCGGAGCAGAGGAAGAAAAAGGAACCGCAGCCGCAGCCGGGGCCGGGGCAGGCACAACCACAUCCGCAGGGGCCGCCGGAGCCGGAGCCGGAGCCGGAGCCGAAGUCGCAGCAGGAGUAGAAGCAGAAGCAGAAGCAGAACCAGAAGCAGAACCAGAAGCAGAAGCAGAAGCAGGAGUCGGACCCGCAGCCGGAGCCGGAGCCGGAGCAGGAGCAGGAGCAGGAGCAGGUCUAGGUCUAGGAGUCGUGGUGGCAGGAGGUCAGACAGUAGAGACAGAACUGUUCGGAGUCCCAAAUCCAAAUAAAGCCGUUUUGUUCUAAAA
Molecule: messenger RNA, 1640 nt
Organism: Chinchilla lanigera (long-tailed chinchilla)
Lineage: Eukaryota; Metazoa; Chordata; Mammalia; Rodentia; Chinchillidae
Gene: Zrsr2
Product: zinc finger (CCCH type), RNA-binding motif and serine/arginine rich 2
Exons: 11
Coding region: 63-1622 (519 amino acids)
Biological process (GO): mRNA splicing, via spliceosome
Cellular component (GO): U2AF complex; spliceosomal complex
Molecular function (GO): pre-mRNA 3'-splice site binding; metal ion binding
Source: RefSeq, a predicted model, not a curated record